Messenger RNA from Topomyia yanbarensis, 578 nucleotides. It is a transcript of the gene RpS30, whose product is annotated as ubiquitin-like FUBI-ribosomal protein eS30 fusion protein. The transcript is spliced from 3 exons. Gene Ontology annotation, biological process: translation. The record is from RefSeq and is a predicted model, not a curated record. NCBI's taxonomy places the organism in Eukaryota, Metazoa, Arthropoda, Insecta, Diptera, Culicidae. Gene Ontology annotation, cellular component: cytosolic small ribosomal subunit; ribosome. Gene Ontology annotation, molecular function: protein binding; structural constituent of ribosome. The coding region runs from base 16 to 495 and encodes 159 amino acids.
CGAAAACAAAAUAAAAUGCGGCAAUUUAAUCGUAAAUUUGUAACCAUUUUUGAACGGAUUUGUGUUUUUCGUCGUUGCACUCAUGUGAAACACAAGAUGCAAUUGCAUAUUCGAGGACUGAACACUCACGUCCUGGACGUGCAGCCCCAGGAAACAAUCAGCGACAUCAAGGCCAAGCUUGCUGCACUAGAAAACAUCAACGAUGCCGACCAGUUGGUGCUGUCCUGCGAAGGAACCAUCCUGGCUAGCGAUUCCGCAGUAGCCAGCCUUUCGUCGAUCGAGCUGGACCUGACCGUUUCGUUGCUCGGUGGUAAAGUGCACGGUUCAUUGGCUCGUGCCGGUAAGGUAAAGGGACAAACACCGAAGGUCGAGAAAAAGGAGAAGAAGAAGAAGCGCACUGGCCGUGCCAAGCGUCGCAUCCAGUACAACCGUAACUUCUCCAAUGCGGUGCAGGCCUUCGGCCGACGACGUGGACCGAACGCGAACUCGACGUAGGCGGUGUUAUGCGAGUGGGUUGGACUAGCGUGUUGAACCGCAAGCGUAUGCAAGGGAAUAAACUUUAAUCCUUUAAUUAUUAA